Messenger RNA from Onychostruthus taczanowskii (white-rumped snowfinch), 1784 nucleotides. RefSeq names its product solute carrier family 27 member 3 (gene SLC27A3). Gene Ontology annotation, cellular component: endoplasmic reticulum. The record is from RefSeq and is a predicted model, not a curated record. Gene Ontology annotation, molecular function: long-chain fatty acid transmembrane transporter activity; long-chain fatty acid-CoA ligase activity. The annotation marks the transcript as partial. NCBI's taxonomy places the organism in Eukaryota, Metazoa, Chordata, Aves, Passeriformes, Passeridae. The transcript has 10 exons.
CGGGCGGCCCCGGCGCGGCCGUUCCUGCGGGGCCGGGCGGGUUCGGAGCCGCUGGGGCGGGCGGCGCGGAGCGUGGCGCGGGUGGCGAACGCGCUGCGGGCGCUGCGGGCCCCGCCGAGGCCCGGGGACACCGUGGGGCUGCUGGUGGGCAACGAGCCCCGCUUCGUGUGGGGCUGGUUCGGGCUGGCGGCGCUCGGGGCCCGCCCGGCCUUCCUGGGCACGGCGCUGCGCCCCGCGGGGCUCCGGCACUGCCUGCGCGGCUGCGGGGCGCGGGCGCUGCUGGUGGCGGACGAGCUGUUCGGGUCGGUGGAGCCGCUCCUGCCCAGCCUGCGGGAGGACGGCGUGGCCGUGUGGGUGCUGGGAGCGGGGCCGUACCCGCCGGGCGCCGUGGCGCUGCAGGAGCUGCUGGACGCGGCCUCCGAGGAGCUGCAGCCCGAGGACGUUUGGGAACCCCAGGACAUGAACGACACCUGCCUCUACAUCUUCACCUCGGGCACCACCGGUCUCCCCAAAGCCGCCCGCGUGUCCCACCUCAAGUCCAUCAUGUGCCUGAGCUUCUACGAGCUGGUGGGAGCCUCCAGCAGGGACGUGGUGUACCUGGCGCUGCCCCUCUACCACAUGGCCGGGUCCCUGCUGGGCGUCGUCGGCUGCCUCGGCAUCGGAGCCACGUGUGUGCUGAAGGAGAAGUUCUCAGCCAGCCAGUUCUGGGACGAUUGCCGCGCCGAGGGCGUCACCGUCUUCCAGUACAUCGGGGAGCUGUGCCGCUACCUGGUGAACCAGCCGCAGCGGCCCGGGGAGCGGCAGCACGGGCUGAGGCUGGCGGUGGGCAGCGGGCUGAGGCCCGACGUGUGGCGGAGCUUCCAGCGGCGCUUCGGGCCCGUGCGCAUCGUGGAGACCUACGGCAUGAGCGAGGGCAACGUCACCCUCUUCAACUACACCGGCACGCCGGGCGCCGUGGGCCGCUGCAGCUUCAUCUACAAGCUCUUCUCGCCGUUCGAGGUCGUUCGUUUCGACGUGGCGGCCGGAGCGCCGGAGAGGGACGAGGCCGGACGCUGCAUCCGAGCCCGCACGGGAGAGACGGGGCUGCUGAUCGCCCCCGUGACGCGGCGGACGCCGUUCCUGGGCUACGCCGGCAGCCCGGAGCUGUCGGAGCAGAAGCUGCUCCGCGGGGUCUUCGCCGAGGGCGACGAGUUCUUCAACACCGGGGACCUGGUGGAGCAGGACGAGGAGCAGUUCGUGCGCUUCCGGGACCGCAUCGGGGACACCUUCAGGUGGAAAGGCGAGAACGUGGCCACCACCGAAGUGGCCGAGGCGCUGCUGGCCCACGAGUCCCUGCAGGAAGCCACCGUUUACGGCGUCACCGUCCCAGGCCACGAGGGUCGCGCCGGGAUGGCCGCGCUGGUUCUGCGGCCCGGCCGCUCCCUGGACGGCCCCGGCCUCUACCGGCACCUGGAGCAGCUGCUGCCGCCGUUCGCGCGGCCCCGCUUCCUCCGCCUGCAGGAGCGGCUGGAGAUGACGGAGACCUUCAAGCAGCAGAAGGUGCGGCUGGCGCGGGACGGCUGCGACCCCGCGCUGGUGGCGGAGCCGCUCUUCGUGCUGGACGAGGCCGCCCGAGCGUUCGUCCCGCUGGACCCCGAGCGCUGGCGGCGCCUCCGCGACGGGAGGAUGCGGAUCUGAGCCGGCCGGCCCCGGCGGCGGGGGUCCCGUGUCAGUUCUGGGGCUCCCGUGUCCGUCCCGGGGGUCCCGUGUCAGUCCCGGGGGUCCCCUGUCCGUUCUUGGGGUCC